Molecule: messenger RNA, 759 nt
Organism: Acanthoscelides obtectus
Lineage: Eukaryota; Metazoa; Arthropoda; Insecta; Coleoptera; Chrysomelidae
Source: the annotation of a GenBank genome assembly
AUGUCGAGCAAGAAAAAUAAAAAACUGACUGAUGCUGAGCUUCAAUACUUCGCUGAGAACUUAGACGAAAUAUCUUCACCAGAUGAAUUGAGUACUGCCUCUGGGGAGUCAUCUUCAGAAGAAGAUCCAUUUCAUAACAGUGGAGAGUCAGACGAAUCGUACAAGCCGUCCUCUAGUUCUGAUGAAGAUAUUCAAAAUGACAAUAGCGAUACUGAAGAAGAAGAAGGAAAUAUUACUGCGGAGAACUCAGGCGAACAAUUUGAAAUUCCUGCUAUGAAUGGCAAUGUUGACUUGGAUUAUCAGAGUUUUUCUGCUACACCAUCUACAGGUCGGCCAUCUACUCCGACUAGUGAUACCGCUACCAGUGCCCUGCUACCUACACGCACUGUAAAUCGCAAAAAGAAGGCGGCCUCAAAUAACAACGAAACAGCCGAAGCUAUGUCUAAAAUUAAUAAAAAAUUGGACUUACUGCAGGAAGAUUCACAUGACCGAUUUGGAAAACAUGUCGCUGCUAGACUUCGAUCAAUUCAUCCUGAUCAACUUAAAUUUGCAAUGAAACUUAUCACUGAUGUUUUAUUUGAGGCAGACAUAUUAUCCUUAAAUAGAUAUUCCAAAAUUAUAACUGAAGACCAACACCCUCCUCAACAGUCUCCACGAGAAACCAGAAAGCCACACUUUAACCAAUAUGCGCCACCUUGUGUCACCAAUACCGAACCAAAUAGACAAAUUUCAAGUCAAGGCUGGCGUCAAGGGUAUUAG